This is a messenger RNA of Drosophila serrata, 550 nucleotides long. RefSeq lists its product as uncharacterized. The record is from RefSeq and is a predicted model, not a curated record. Lineage: Eukaryota; Metazoa; Arthropoda; Insecta; Diptera; Drosophilidae.
UGGUCAGUUGAAGAACAAUGACUACCUUGGAGAGUACAGCACCACCGCUGGUGGAAUCCACAGUGUUGACAGCAACCACUGUGUUGCCGGAAAUCACUACAUCGCCACCAGAAUUUCUGUGUCCCCUGGGAUUCAUCUGGAUCGUUGAGCUGGCUUCCUGCAUGCCCGAUAAGAGCGGUCUGCAGCUCCGGGUUGGCUUCCGACAAUGCAUUGAAGGCUACUACCUGGAUUUGAGGUACAAUCAGUGCAUUCGUAAGAAGUACCACCCCAAACAGGUUACGGGACAAAUAUAUAAAUAUUUCUUUGAAACAACAACGUCAAGGAGACCUCCAACAAGAGUGACCACUACACCCACUCCUUUUACUGGCCCUUGGUAUGCCUAUGGGCAAUUGGGCACCACAUUGCCACACCUAGACUAAGGCACAUCUAAGGUUUUACAACUCAUGCAAAUUAAACUAAAGAGUUUUCGAUCAUGAAUUGCUUUACAACUUCCUCGAGUUAGUUGGCUAGUUUGCUUAGCCCAAUUCAUAAGUAAAUACAAUUAACCGUA